AUGUUGCAUCAUGACAAGGACAUUCCGGCCAUACCAGCACGUCCUGACAGCCGCACAAACUGUCCAUUCCAGCCAAGUGAUCCGAUAACGUUCUCUCAUCUGCACCCUCAACCAAGACAAGUUAUCCUAGCCACGGCCGUGGUUCUGGUUAAAGACGCAUCAGGAACAAACAGGCCUGGCAGAGCAUUGCUUGAUGCAUGUUCUCAGGCGCUGAAGUCUUCUACCAUUCGCUCAUCUUGGAAUCUGCCCACCAACACACCUUUGGGAGAUGAAAGAUUCCAUGAAUCUCGUCGCAUCGAUCUUCUAUUAGGCGCUGAAGUCUUCUACCAUUCGCUUGCCGUUGGCCAAAUAAAGCUCGUACCUCCCUUGCUAAUACUCCAAAAAACAUUGUUCGGCUGGGUAAUCGCCGGCCGAUGUCAACAACAACAGCAGCAGCAAGUUUCACAAUGUUUUAUGUCAAGCACAGUCUCAAUUGAUAACCACUUGCAGAAGCUUUGGGAGCUAGAAGCCGUCGCUGUCUCACCUGAGAGUCUACAUCCUCAUCAGCAAAUCUGUGAGGCGCUCUAUACAAACACUACAGUUCAGGACUCCCACGGUCGCAUUAUAGUCAACUUUCCCUUUAAGGAUGAUCCCUCUCGCCAUGGAAACUCCGUUGAAGUGGCUCGUCGACGAUUCUACGCAAUGGAACACGCAAGCAUAUCAGGUCACAUGUCAUUGGUGAUCAAUCCAGCCCUUCACGAGUCGCAUUAUUAUAUAACCCACCACUGCGUCUUGAAGCCCUCGAGCACGUCAACCAAAUUGCGAGUGGUUUUCGAUGCCUCGUGCACAACAACUUCGCAACUGUCGCUUAAUGACCUACUGCUUGUGGGUCCCACUGUGCAAGCGGAUCUUUAUCUGCAGCUUCUCAAAUUCAGACUGUUUCAAUAUGCCAUGACAGCUGACGUGACAAAGAUGUACAGGAAAGUCCUCGUUGAUCCAAGCUUUCGAAAAUAUCAAUACAUCUUUUGGAGAGAUUCCCCAGACGCAGAACUGCAGACGUUCCAGCUAAAUACCGUCACUUACCGAACCGCCGCUGCGCCAUAUCUAGCAGUGCGCAGUUUAUACUACUUGGCUUACAAGUACAAGGAGGAAUUCCGGACCGGCGCAUCGGUUAUCAAAUCUUCAUUUUACCUGGACGAUCUGCUUUGCGGAGCAGACGACAUACACACCUUGCAACUCAUCAAACAAGAAUUCAUCGAAGUUCUUCAAGAGGGGAACUUUCCGUUGGCCUAG
Molecule: messenger RNA, 1272 nt
Organism: Drosophila biarmipes
Lineage: Eukaryota; Metazoa; Arthropoda; Insecta; Diptera; Drosophilidae
Exons: 2
Coding region: 1-1272 (423 amino acids)
Source: RefSeq, a predicted model, not a curated record